This is a messenger RNA of Dovyalis caffra, 1923 nucleotides long. Lineage: Eukaryota; Viridiplantae; Streptophyta; Magnoliopsida; Malpighiales; Salicaceae. The record is from the annotation of a GenBank genome assembly.
AUGGCAACACUCUCAAGCUCCACUCCUUUCUCUGCUUCCAAAACUCCACAAGCCCACAACCUUAAUUCUUCCCGAGAAUUCUCUCUUCUUUCUAAACUCCAUUCUUGCAAAUCUGUAUCUCAACUCAAACAAAUCCAUGCCUUCAUCAUCAAAACACCAAAGACUUCUACUCAUCACAUUUAUGCUAAAAAACUCAUCUACUCACUCCUACAAUUACAGCAUUCCUUUAGCCCGAAUGACAAAAACCUCACCUAUGCUUACUCUCUUGUUAAGCAAUGGGAAAAACCAGACGUUUAUGCUUACAAUGCAAUAAUCCAACGACUCUCAUCAACUUCCAGCAAGAAUUCAAUGCAAUCUUUUCACUUGUAUCAGGAAAUGCUGAUAAAGGGCAUCUUUCCUGAUGCAUACACUAUUCCCUAUGUUCUUAAGGCGUGCUCCCAAUCUCUGGCUCUUAGGGAAGGUCAGCAGAUUCAUUCUCAUUGUAUUAAGAUGUUGUUCGUUGAAAAUGUGUACGUUAAUAACACUCUUAUGAGGCUUUAUGCUGUCUGUGGAAUGCUUGACGCUGUUGAGAAGCUGUUUGAGCAAGGUCCUGUCAGGGACUUGGUCUCGUGGACCACGCUCAUUCAAGCAUAUCUCAAGAUGGGAUUUCCAAAGGAUGCCGUUUUGGCAUUUUUUAGGAUGUGCCAAACAAAUUUAAGACCGGACAAUAAGAUGUUAGUCGUUGUGCUCUCCGCGUGCUCCAGGUUGGGGGACUUGAGUUUGGGUAGGAAAAUACAUGAAUACAUGGACCAUCUUAAGGUGAAUGUCAAUUCGGAUGUUUUCCUUGGCAAUGCAUUGGUGGAUAUGUACUUAAAAUGUCGUGAAGCUGGCUUAGCUAGGCAGAUGUUUGAUAAGAUGCCCGUUAAAAAUGUAGUUUCUUGGAAUUCAAUGAUAUCUGGUCUAGCUCACCAAGGACAGUUUAAGGAGGCAUUGGAUGUAUUUCGGUGGAUGCAGAAGGUGGGAUUGAAACCGGAUGAUGUUACUUUGGUUGCUGUGUUGAAUUCUUGUGCUAAUCUUGGAAUGCUUGAGCUUGGAAAGUGGGUUCAUGCUUAUAUUGAUAAAAGUCAUAUCAAGGCGGACGGGUUUAUUGGGAAUGCUCUUGUAGAUAUGUAUGCAAAGAGUGGAAGCAUAGAUCAAGCCUUCGGGGUGUUCCAAGCCAUGAAAUUUAGAGAUGUUUAUUCUUAUACUGCAAUGAUUGUAGGCUUGGCAAUGCACGGGGAAGUAGAGAGUGCACUGAAUAUCUUCUCUGAAAUGCCCAGAAUGGGCAUAAGACCUGAUGAAGUAACAUUUGUGGGUGUUCUUUCCGCGUGUAGUCAUGCAGGAUUGGUGAAAGAAGGAUGGAGAUAUUUUGAGGACAUAUCUAAGGUCUACAACCUCGAACCUCAAGCAGAGCACUAUGGUUGUGUGGUUGACCUCUUGGGUCGUGCUGGACUAAUAAGUGAGGCACAACAGUUCAUACAGAAUAUGCCAAUUGCUCCUGAUGCUUUUGUUUGGGGGGCACUACUAGGAGCUUGCAAGAUGUAUGCAAAGGUUGAGCUUGGGGAAAAUAUAAUGGAAAAACUGCUAGAGGUGGAGCCUCGAAAAGAUGGUGCAUAUACACUCAUGUCAAACAUGUAUUCCUCUGCAAAUAGAUGGAGAGAUGCGUUGAAAUGGAGAAAGGCCAUGAAAGAAAGAAAAAUAAAAAAGACUCCUGGGUGUAGUUCAAUUGAAGUUGAUGGUCUGGUUCAUGAAUUCCGCAAGGGCGAAAAGGCACAUCCAAAAGUUAAAGAGCUGUACAAGUUGCUGGAAGCGAUGAAUGGUCACUUGAGAAACUAUGGGAUUUGGUCCGCAGCAAUUGAUUAUGUUGAUACAACUACAGGAUGCAAGCACCAUUUGUCUCGCUAG